CUGGUAUCACUACGGCAGUGCCGUGCGGUUGGAGUUGUCACUUUCACUUCCAGCAUCUUCCGAUACAAUCAACUCUUUAGAAUUCUUGAUUGAAUUCUCUUCUUUGGUCAAGCGCCAACUGUUGACAUUGCAGUUUCAAUGGAGUCAAUCAUACCAUCACGGAAGCCAGGAGAAUGGGCUCCUACUGCCGCUGGUUGCAGGGAACCAUCAUUAGACCCGAAGGGACCAUCCUGUUCCACUUUGGGAUCCAAGCUACUGUACGUUCGUUCCCACCAUGGCAAUCGAUGUGAGUGAUCCUCGUGCGGUGAGCCGCGAUGUGUUUUCGGCGGUGCUGGGCUCCUUGACAUGCUGCUAUUCGGGACAACCUCUGGACAUUAUCAAGGUCCGAAUGCAAACGAAUGCUGCUCAGUAUACAGGAGGAAUCUAUUCAUCGGCACUCCAAAUCUGGCGUAAUGAAGGACUCGCUGCGUUCUGGAAGGGGUCGGUUCCGACAGCAAUGGGCAUGAUGAACGAGAAUGUGGUUGCUUUUGGAAUCAAUGAAGCUCUCAAACGAAGUUUUCCGGACGACCCGACCACCCAAGCCAAUCAAGAGCCCAAUCUGAUCAAACCGUUUCUCUUGGGACCAGUCACUGGCUGCAGUGCGGCGCUAGUGUUGUGCCCGGCUGAAGUCGUCAAGGCAAAAACCCAGGUUGUCUAUGAUUCUUGUCCGAAAUCCAUUGCUCGACAAAUGAUGCGGCAACAUGGGAUCAAGUCCUUCUUUUGUGGUUUGGAGGGACAGUUCCUCCGUGAUGGAUCAUUCUACACCGUCUUUUUUGGUGGAUACGAAGUCUGCAAGUAUACAUUCAGUCGACUAUUCCCUUCCAUGCCAGACCCCCUCAACUUUUACAUUAGUGGAGGCCUUGCUGGAAUGGCGGGGUGGGCCGUCGCCAUCCCCUUUGAUGUUCCAAAAACGGUUGUCCAGGCAAAAUUUGAAACCAGAGUCUUUGGUGAUUACUUUCCCACCAUGCUGGCCAUUGCCAAGGAACGAGGAGUGAGAAAAGGUCUCUAUCGGGGUCUUGGCCCAGCCCUUAGUCGAGCAUUCAUUGCCAACAGCGCAUUGUUUUUGGGUGUGGAGAGCGGCAAGAUCUAUUUUGAUACGGUUUUGUGGAAGGAAACGGCCGAUCAUGAGCAUGCCAUGCACCUUCUACCGGCGGGCAGCACUGGAAGCGCAACGUAGUAGUUGCGUUUGUGCCGCGAUAUAUUGUGACUUUCUGUGUGAUGGUGGCGCCAUCUAGAAGAUCGAAUAAAAGUUCAUAAAAGAAUGCAAAGGCAUCAUCUAACUUAGGGUACCAAGUGCCACCGUA
This is a messenger RNA of Seminavis robusta, 1343 nucleotides long. Lineage: Eukaryota; Bacillariophyta; Bacillariophyceae; Naviculales; Naviculaceae. The record is from the annotation of a GenBank genome assembly.